CUGGGAACCUUGUUGCUUUUUUUUUCUACUCCUUUUUCUUUUCUUUUCUUUUCUUUUUUUCUUUUUUUAAAGGGCGAUGGCCUUGAGGUAUUAUCAUCGGACUAACCAGCCCAGAUAUGCAGCCUUCAGAGGCAAGAGCCUUGAUCGGCGAGGGCGGAAGCAUGAGCGUGUCGAGACUGAAGAAGCUUGUUGAGGGGAGUCUGGAGAUAACGGGAGAAUUCAAUCCUAUCUUUGAUGCUUUUAAUGCGUUGGCAGAUAUCGCUGGUGCCUAUUUUAUUUCCUUGCAAUCUGUGGAGAGGAUUCUGGAGAAAAUGCCUGGAAUUGGAAAUAUCACUGAAGAGGACAGACAGAGCCUGAGUGCACUUUUGGAUGCUGGUCCCGGCGGGUCCAUCUCAAUUACCAGCUUCUAUCAGCUCGGCAGGUUUCAGCCUGCUGGCACUGGUGGAGGCGUAUCACCUGCGUUAUUGCGAGCUAAUGUUGACGCUGCCCCAAGCUCAGCAUUGGGCAGCAAUGCAGCACAACCAGUUCGUACAGGCACAGGCGCCAAUCGUAGGCGAUCAUCAUUGCAAUCACCACCACAAUCAGCGUCAGGAAUCAAUCAACAGGGCCCCAAGGUGAAAAUCGUUGAGGACCAAGUUACCGCUCCCAAGACGAAGGUGGGGCAGUCGAGAGCAUCCUUCGUUAGCAGUUGAUGAAACUGAGACAGGUGAAAAACUGAGAAGGGGAGUAUUCUCUCUUGUCUUUAGUGUUGAAAUACGGUAGGUACUUCGCAGUUGUUACAAUCCUGGCUAUCUCGAAGUGCUGUAACUCAGACAAAGACAAUUUUGUUCAAUUGCAAUUGAACUGAAAGAACUCGGAAAGAGAAAUAGACAAAGGAAGAAGAAGAAAUAAGACUGGAAGAAGAAGAGCAUGGUGAACACCAGCAAAGACCAAUGUCAAGCCCCCUUUCAUCUCGCCACCAUCUCCAACCUCCUUUUACUCCCCCAACUUCUUCAUAAUAAUAAUGAUAAUAAUAGCAAUGUAAGAAUGAACGAGAACCAAUGUC
Molecule: messenger RNA, 1045 nt
Organism: Chara braunii
Lineage: Eukaryota; Viridiplantae; Streptophyta; Charophyceae; Charales; Characeae
Source: the annotation of a GenBank genome assembly